AGGAGAGCCCUUGUAGAGAGAGGUAGAGGGUGAGAGAGAGAGCGAGGAGUGUAGUGGUGAGGAGGAAAAGGGGAGUGUCCUGAAUUGUCUCCCUUCCGCGAUGUACGAGUGUGUUUCUCUCUCCACUAAUUAUCUGUUUCUCCGGCGCUGCUGAGAGGAAGGGCACCUGCUGCUCCCUGAUGAUUCAGCCCCACUAGGCUGCUGCUUGAGCAGACAAACAGACCGACAGACAGACAGACGGCAUGUUGCUCCUGCCACUGCAGUGCCGGUCUGCUCUGUCCCAUCUGUAGCCGCAUCCUGCCAAUAGCGUUCACGCAGCAGCCGGCUCCACUCUUCAAGUCCUCAGGUGAGUGAGCGCACUACUCGUCCUGCCCAGGGAACUGAACCACGCAAGAGAUCUAAGGGAAGAAACCACUUUUGUUGUAGCUCAGAAUUUGAUGUUUCUAUUUCUGGACUUGUUUUCGUGUGUACACGUUUCCCGUGAGAAUGCUGUGAUAGCAAACCUGCAAAGACCAUCUCUUUCCCCCCGGUACGGAAGUCUUGUCGGCUUACUUCCCAGACGUUAACAAGGUUACCCCACACUGCUGUGAAAAGCAUCCUCCAUCUCCCACCAACCCCCACCACUGUGAUCUGAUAAUGGACAACACACUUUACGAUACCAGCCAGCUGCCGUGCUCUUUGAGUUGAGUACAGGCGUCCAGAGAUCCUUCAGCGUGAGAGGGGGAGAGAGAGAGAGAGCGAGAGAGAGAGCACGAGGGAGGAUGACUGAAGGAGUGGAGGCGGUGGACUCCUCCGCCGGGCUGGUCGUCCUUCCCAAAUCAUCAUCAUCAUCAUCCCCCACCCUCUCCUGCGCCGAUCCAGGACAAGCCCCAGAGGAGGCGGAGUCUGCAGCAGGUGGUGAGGGUGGGGAGGAGGGUGUCGAUGGAGAACCAGCAAGGCUCCUGGGAUUCUUGGGCUUGGCAGGGACCUGCUGUGUGUGCUUAGAGAUGGAACAGGUGCGUGGUUGCCUGCGCUCAGAGAAAAUCUGCAUCCUCCCUAUCCUGGCCUGCCUGCUCAGUCUGGCUCUCUGCACCGCCGGCCUCAAGUGGGUCUUUGUGGACAAAAUCUUUGAGUACGAGCCGCCCACCCACUUGGGCCCAGAUCGCAGAGGACAAGACCCCAUCUAUGCUGACCCCACAAGGGAUCUGCCAUUGUCAUUUCCCCACCCCUCCCCCGUCCCCACGCCGACAACCACCACCACAGGACAGCCUGAGGUCAUAGUAGAGGGAAAACCCACCGGAGUGACUCAGUACACCCCUACCUCUGCAUUGAGGUACCGCACGGGCCCGCCCACGCAGCCUGGGCCCUCUACCACCCUAAAACCAAUGAGCAAGGGAAAACCAACCUACUCCCAAACUACUGUGGAAUCUAAUGACAUUAUUGUCCCGAAGUUCUCUGUCACCAGCACCACCCCUGCGGUGAAGACCUCCAGUCAUGUGACGGCCUGCAGCGACAGCGAGAAGAACUACUGCGUGAACGGAGGGGAGUGCUUCACCCUGGAGGUCACCCCCGGCAGCACCAAGUUCCUCUGCAGGUGUCCAAAUGAAUUUACUGGUGAUCGCUGCCAAAACUACGUAAUGGCCAGUUUCUACAAACAUCUUGGGAUUGAAUUUAUGGAAGCAGAGGAGCUGUAUCAGAAACGUGUAUUAACAAUAACAGGAAUCUGCAUUGCACUCCUAGUGGUUGGAAUCAUGUGUGUGGUUGCCUACUGCAAAACAAAAAAGCAGAGGAAAAAGCUUCAUGAUCGUCUGAGGCAGAGCCUACGAAAUGAGAGAAACACCAUUAUGGCUAAUGGCCCUCAGAUUUCUAACCCUCCCCUUGAAAACGUCCAGCUUGUCAAUCAAUUUGUGUCUAAAAAUGCAUUGCCUGCGCAGCAUGUAAUCGAGAAGGAAAUGGAAACAUCCUUCUCGACGAGCCUGUACACAUCAUCAGCACAUCAGUCCACAACGGUCACCCACACCUCCAGUCAAAGCUGGAGUAACGGCCACAGCGAGAGUGCCCUCUCCGACAGCCGCUCUGUCUUGGUGAAGUCAUCGGGAGAGAACAGCCGGCACGCCACACCCAGCCACCGGGGUCGUCUGAACGCCACAGGUGGCGCCAGAGACCUGAGUGCCUACCUAAAGAACUCUGGAGACACGCCAGACUCCUACAGGGACUCUCCGUACAGUGAGAGGUAUGUGUCAGCGAUGACCACCCCAACCCGCCUGUCUCCUGUGGAGCUGCUCUCUCCCGUGACCCCGGGUUCCCCCCCCUCUGAGAUGUCGGCCCCCUUGUCCAGCCUGGCCACCUCGGUCCCCUCUGUGGCCGUCAGCCCCUCUGGCGAGGAGAAGCGCCCCCUGCUGUUCACCACCCAGCCGCAACCCGACCACCACAUCAGUCAGUCUAAGAGGAAGUCUGCCCACUACAACCACGGCCAAGAGGCCCACAGCCCCCCGCCCAGCCCGCUGAGGAUCGUUGAGGACGACGACUAUGAGACCACGCAGGAGUAUGAGGUGGUCGGCUCCGCCACAAUGGUAACGGCCAUUCCCCCGCAGAGCCUUCCUAAGAAACUUGCCAAGAACAGCAACGGCCGUCGGGCCAAUAGAACAAAGCCCAAUGGCCAUGCAGCAGGCCACAACAAGGAGUCCAUCGACCUAGGUAGCAGUACGGAGAGCGAGAUGGAGGAGGAGCGUGUGGGAGAGGACACACCCUUCCUGAGCUUCCAGAACCCCAUGGCUAUAAGUGUGGAACCUCUCGCAGAUGGCAGCAGGACUAACCUAGCACUCCGACUCUCCCCACAGGACAACCUGCAAGCCAGGAUAUCCAGCGUCAUCUCCAACCAAGAUCCAAUUGCUGUAUAAAAUGAAAAAGAUAGCUUAGAAAAAUACUUCUGUCGGAUUCAAAGAAAUGUCACUAUUAAACCUUUAUUUUCUAUAACUUAAAGUAUUUGCGGGGAAAAUAAUAAAAAAAGAUAUAUAUAAAUAAAUAAAAAACGUAUUUUAGCGAAGUAGUGAAUAAAGUCUUUUAUAAAUAAAAAAAUGUGUACGUGUUCAUGUCAUGGAAGAAAGUGGAAUAAAUUAGUAUGUAGCAAUGGUUCGCAGUAUUUCAAUGGAGAAAAAUAUCAAUGGUGCCUUUCAUUUCCGUUUGGUGUGCUUAUGGGAACUGCAUGCCUCUGGCCCAUAUAUUCACGACUUUCAUCUCCCUGUUGACAUUUCUACUCCACUCUGAGAACAAAAAUAUCCACCAGCACUAUAGUAUGCAUUUACUAUAAUGACCUGUAUGAACUGGCUCCUAACCCUAAGCUCCAUACAGUGGCGUUGCUUAUGUGUUCAUGGGCAUGUCGUUUUCACCUCAUUUACAGUAAUGCAGUCCUAACCUACUAACAGAGGUGCAUACAACAAAGUAUUUAGUGUUUAUCUAGCUAAUACAACACCCAAAUAUUAUUAUACAGGUUUUCAAGAUUUUCC
Messenger RNA from Oncorhynchus kisutch (coho salmon), 3485 nucleotides. It is a transcript of the gene nrg1, whose product is annotated as neuregulin 1. Gene Ontology annotation, biological process: animal organ development; activation of transmembrane receptor protein tyrosine kinase activity; nervous system development. The record is from RefSeq and is a predicted model, not a curated record. The coding region runs from base 762 to 2879 and encodes 705 amino acids. The transcript is spliced from 9 exons. Gene Ontology annotation, molecular function: chemorepellent activity; protein tyrosine kinase activator activity. NCBI's taxonomy places the organism in Eukaryota, Metazoa, Chordata, Actinopteri, Salmoniformes, Salmonidae.